Molecule: messenger RNA, 684 nt
Organism: Culex quinquefasciatus (southern house mosquito)
Lineage: Eukaryota; Metazoa; Arthropoda; Insecta; Diptera; Culicidae
Exons: 4
Coding region: 1-684 (227 amino acids)
Source: RefSeq, a predicted model, not a curated record
AUGGGGAGUGUAUCCAACGAGACCGGAUACGAAGGAGUUCUCGUCGACGAGAAUCAGCAGUUUAUACUGGACGACACCGCCGACCGACCGCGAACGAACCUCAAGAACCUCAAGAACCUCAACAAUCUCAACAACCUCAACAACCUCAAUGACCUCAAAAACCUCAAGAACCUCAACAAUCUCAACAACCUCAACAACCUCAAUGACCUCAAUGACCUCAAUAACCUCAAGAACCUCAACAAUCUCAACAACAUCAACAACCUCAACAAUUUCAACAACCUCAACAACCUCAAUUACUUCAACAACCUCAAAAGCCUCAAUAACCUCAACAACCCUAUCAACCCCAACAACCUCAACAACCUCAAGAACCUCAAAAAUUUCAACAACCUCAAUGACCUCAAGAACCUCAACAAUCUCAACAAUCUCAACAACCUCAAUGACCUCAAUGACCUCAAUGACCUCAAGAACCUCAACAAUCUCAACAACAUCAACAACCUCAACAAUUUCAACAACCUCAACAACCUCAAUUACUUCAACAACCUCAAAAGCCUCAAUAACCUCAACAACCUCAACAACCCUAUCAACCCCAACAACCUCAACAACCUCAAUUACUUCAACCACCUCAACACCAUUCCAUUCCAGCACACGUGUGUUUAUCGCCAUUCAAAGAUCGGAAUGUCGUGA